Molecule: messenger RNA, 1524 nt
Organism: Xiphophorus maculatus (southern platyfish)
Lineage: Eukaryota; Metazoa; Chordata; Actinopteri; Cyprinodontiformes; Poeciliidae
Gene: aldh3b4
Product: aldehyde dehydrogenase family 3 member B1-like
Exons: 10
Coding region: 1-1506 (501 amino acids)
Biological process (GO): aldehyde metabolic process
Cellular component (GO): cytoplasm
Molecular function (GO): aldehyde dehydrogenase (NAD+) activity
Source: RefSeq, a predicted model, not a curated record
AUGAGCGGCCCACCUAGUCCAUCCCCAACCCGAUGGUUCAAAGCCCUCCGCAGGACGAGGCUGGGAGAACCCUGUUUGAGGACAUACCCUCUGGAGUGUGUGGAUCUGCUGAGAAGGGCAAGAAUUGCCUUUCAGGCUGGACGGACCCUGAAGGAAAGUUUCAGAUUGGCCCAGCUGGAGGCUGUGGUGCGGAUGCUGGAAGAGCAUGAGUGUGACUUUGUGGAUGCUCUUGGAAGGGACCUUCAUAAGCCGCGGUUUGAAACGGUCGUGUUUGAACUGAUCAUGGUCAAGAAUGAGGCGCUUCACGCAAUCAGCAACCUGAAGAAAUGGAUGGAACCUCAGUCUGUGGAAAAGAAUCUGUCCACCAGCUUGGACGAGUGUUUGGUGAUCAAUGAGCCCCUGGGUGUGGUGUUCAUCAUGGGGACCUGGUGCAGUCCUGUCCAGAUGUGCUUGGUGCCUCUGGUUGGAGCCAUUGCAGCUGGAAACUGUGCCCUCAUCGGCCCUUCUGAGCACACCGUGCACACAGCAGAGCUUCUGCAUCGUCUUAUUCCUUUCUACUUGGAUAAUGAAUGCUUCCAUGUGAUUCUUGCAGGCAUCAGUGACUUGCCUGAGAUUGUGGAGCUUAAAUUUGACCACGUAUUUUUCACAGGAAACGGAGAGGAUGGAAGCAGGAUUGCUGUGGCUGCAGCCCGCACUCUCACUCCCGUCACCCUGAUCCUGGGAGGAAAGAACCCGUGCUACGUGGACCAGCACUGUGACAUCACCACCACCGUGCAGCGAAUUGCAUGGGCGCGUUUUCACAACGCGGGUCAGAGCAUCAUGGCCCCCAGCUACAUCCUCUGCCACACAGAUGUUAAGGCGCGGCUGGCGCAGGCCCUGAAAUGCUGCCUGAUGCAGUUCUACGGCCCCGACCCGAGAGAAUCCCGCAGCUUUGGUCGCAUGGUCAACCUGGAGAUCUUCAACCGUACUCGAGAGCUGCUGUGGAGAUCUGGGAAGGUGGUUGUUGGUGGGCAGGUGACGGAGGGAGAGAAGUACAUUGCCCCAACAGUUCUGGUAGAAGUGGCAGAAUCGGACCCCAUCAUGCAACAGGAGGUCUUCGGCCCGGUUCUCCCAAUACUCACUGUAAAUGACGUGGAUGAAGCCAUUGCUUUUAUUAAUAAGCAAGAGAAGCCCCUCUGUGUGUAUGCAUAUUCCACCAACAAUAAGAUCAUUUCCAGACUCAUGAGUGAGACCUCCAGUGGAAGCUUCUGCUCUAAUGACUGCAUCUUUCAGAGCCUGAUGGUGGCUUUGCCAUUUGGUGGAGUGGGCGCCUGUGGAAUGGGGUCCUUCCAUGGUCGCUACAGCUUCGAUACGUUCUCACACAGAAAAGCGUGCUUGCUUAGAGGGACGCGGUUUGAGUGUGUCACGUAUCUGCGCUACCCACCCUAUGAAGACCGCAAUCUGUCUCUAAUGACGUGGGCUUGUACGCUGUCCCAGAAGAGCCAGGGCUGGUGCCAGAUCAUGUGAAUGUCUCAAAUACUCUUA